Molecule: messenger RNA, 3013 nt
Organism: Osmerus eperlanus (European smelt)
Lineage: Eukaryota; Metazoa; Chordata; Actinopteri; Osmeriformes; Osmeridae
Gene: map7a
Product: microtubule-associated protein 7a
Exons: 15
Coding region: 182-2083 (633 amino acids)
Biological process (GO): microtubule cytoskeleton organization
Cellular component (GO): microtubule cytoskeleton
Source: RefSeq, a predicted model, not a curated record
UGAUGAGCAGGCAGCCAGGCUAGCGUAGCAAUCAGCUGCCCGGUGAAUCAGCUGAGCACCCAGGACCAGUGCUGACAGGAACAAGUACCAGGACCAAGUGGGGGGGAAAACACGAAGAAGAAGAGUGCAGUGGAGAAGGAGGGUGUUCUGAAUCGUGGUUGUUCUGUGCCAGGGGGGUGGAAUGCCAGGCUUGGUUCCUGCCAUGGCGGGGCAGAGGAUCCAGAGAGAGACCCCCAGCAGGACAGCGUUUCACAAGCUUUCUGCCUCUAAAGGAACCCAGAGGAAGGGAGUCAGAGCCAGCAGACAGGGAGAGCAAGGCAAUGACACACAGACAGUUCCAGAGAAGAGGGGAACAGUCUGUGGUCCUUCCUUCAUCAAAUCAGCCCAGAUCAGAAACAUCCUGGAACCACAUGCACUAAAUGUGGAUGAGAGGCUGAGGCUGGCACGGGAGCGAAGAGAGGAGCGAGAGAGAGAGCUCGUGUCACGGGAGCUGGGCUGGUUGGAGCGUGAGGAGAGGGCACGGCGCUACCAUGAGAAGCAGCUGGAGGAGAGGAGGAAGAGGCUGCUGGAACAGAGGCAGAAGGAGGAGAAGAGGCGCCAUGCUGUUGAGGAGAAGCGAAGGAUUGGGCUCAAGGAGGAAAAGGAGCGCUGUGAGAGUGCAGUACGCAGGACACUGGAGAGGAGCCAGAGAGCCAACCAGAGGCUCAUCCAGACCUCUCGAGGAAGGAAACUCAUCAAGAACAGCGUUUCGCGCCGCUUACCGCUGAGUCCCUGGGAGAAGAGCUUGGUCAGUCGGUUACUGACCCCCACAUGCGCUUAUCUGGCCAGAAGCAAGAGUGCUGGCUGUCAGUCACUAGACAAAGUUGUCCACGUUUGUCGCCGUUCAGUGUCAUGCCACUCCAUGAAUGCCAACAACACCUGCAAAGCCCAGCAGCAUCGUGGCCCAGCAGACCACAGGAACACCGCCUCUCCCAGUCCGGCCAGAACCAACCACAGAACCAUCAACCUGGCACAGGUGAAAGCAGGACAGAUGCAGACACAGCACAUUGAGAAGAUGUGGAACGGUGGAACUCCCCAGACAACUGGUGCUAACAUUAGAGUGAGGCCAGACACAAACGCUGAUAACAGAGCACGAUCUUCCGGCAGGUCUGUCAUCAGACACGUCACACCAAAGCAGACGGAGCUUCCCACAGUUCCCGAGGAGGAGGUUGCUGUCGACUCAGAGUCCCUCUCUCCUAGAAACCCGCCGGCAAUGACAACGCCAGCUGUGUACCGUCGUGAACACCUGGAAGACAGAACUGCAGUGACUCCACAUCCCACCUCUCCGGAACGCCCCACAGUCACCUCGUUCAGAAGCGAGGGACUGGAAAAUCAUUUUCUGGGGGCUGAGACCCGGCCGGCCGCUGGCACCAUGGACCCAGAAGAGGCCUCUCGCCUCCUGGCCGAGAAGAGACGAGAAGCCCGGCAGCGGAAACAGAGAGAGGAAGAGGAACGCAUGAGGAGGGAGGAGGUAGAGAGGCAAGGCAGGGAGGAGCUGGAGCGCCGGAGGGCAGAAGAGCAAGCGCGGCUGCAGGCCGAGGCCCAGCGGCUGGCGGAGGAGAGGAAGAGGAGGGAGGAAGAGGAGCAGAAACAAGCUGAGGCAGAGGAAGCACGCAAAGCCAUGGAGAAAGCUGCACUCCUCCAGAAACAGAGAGAGGAGGAGCAGGCCCGCCAACAGCAGAGGGCCGAGCAGCUGAGGCUGGAGAGGGAGAAGGUCUUCCAGCAGGAGGAGGCAGAGCGACAGGCCAGGAAAAAGCGACUGGACGAGAUUAUGAAAAGAACGAGAAGGCCCAAUCCGUCUGACAGGAAACCUGCACCGUCGGAGAACAUGGUGAAGGGAGUUCAACCAAAGGAGAACACAGAGCCUGUGCUGAACGGCACCAUAGAAGAAGUGAUGAAGCUGCCGGUGGAGGACAUGGUGCCCGUCGUGGCCUUCAAAGAGCGCAGGUCUCUGCGACCGCUGGGCGGCCUAGAGGAGAUACAGACCCACCAGCGAGCAGAGGUUCUUUCUCUCUCUUUCCUGUUCCCCUCAGAGAUCAUCUGAGCAGCUGUUGGACGAGGUGGAACACAGACCGUUCCAGCUCUGCCCCCGAGGCCUCGUUCCUGCCCUGCACUUUUAGACAGAAUGUGAAAACACAAUCCUAUACAUUUGGGGACUCCUACAUAUUGGAGUUUUUCAGCCUAGGAACACACAUCACUAUCCAAAUGUGGGCACAUGCUUGGGUUAUUUACAAGUGUAAAACCGAAGGAUUUCUCUGUUUAGUGCAAUGUCAAAGCCUGAACUAAAGCUACUACCUGUCUCAUAGAUGUAGGUUUAGAUGCUGGUAUGAUGAAUUUACUACAGUAUGAUGGUAAACACAGUGCAGUAUUGUGGAAUAAGGUAUUUCCUUUGUAAACAGUUCAUUACUCUCAAAUGACAGUUUUACAAUUUUGAAUGGUUGUUUUAGCCAUGAGCUCAAGCUUAAUCCUGACAUUUCUUGACUAUGCUGCUAUUCAAGCACUUUCCUUGCAGUUACAUGUUGGUUUUGGGUAGUUGUAACUGUGUUGCUUUUUCAACAGUGUAGCUUAAAGUGGAUGGAGCCCACACUCUUCUUCCAUCUAUAUUGAUGAAGUACAAUCACAUUUUUCAAAGCUGCUACCGAACUUUGUUUUCUGACAUUUCCAUGUAUUUUCUGUUGGUAUAGAAUACAAUAGUCACUUGGAAAGUAACCAUACAUUACAGUUGUGCAUUCAUUUCAAUGAAUACACAUGAAACUUCCCAAACAGUUAAGAUUGAAAUCCAUUUAUUUAAAACCCCUAUAGUACAAUAACAUCCUGGCACACAGCCUAACUACUGCUUGUGUCCUUCCUCUCCACCUCCCUAGGUACUAUAUAAUGUCUCUGUCAAAAUUGUAAAAACCUUUCUAUCUCUGAACCUGUAUUAAACUUGAAAUAAAAACACACGCAGUCUUCAAUCUUUACUUUCUUGUUGAGA